AAGGCUGGUGGCUGCAUUUAAAUUUUUUUUGCAAUAAAUAUAUGCAGUUGUUGUUCGUUCGACCGUUUAGAACGAUUGUUGACUCCAGAAAAGAACAAGCCACGUUAAAAGAGAUAAAAAUAGUGUUAGCGUUUGACGCGGGGCGUAGUUGCGUGAUGAUAUAAGAGGGGAGACGCUGCACCUCGGAGGCUCCGGCUGUGGGAAGGCUUGAGGAGAGGCAGGCAACUACACCUAUCAAGAUGAUGACUGACAUGCUUGAUAACCACCGAGAGAGCUGGGACUCUCUAGUCUGUGCGGUGGACAAGUAUCGCAAGCAAACGGGCAACGAUGUUGUCCUCCUGACUGCUUACCGGCCCAAGCUGCAGUCGAACCUCGCCUAUGCGGUUCAUGGGACAGGGACCCUCUCAGAUGCCACCAAGCACUACCUGGAUGACAUUGCCGUUUUCCACAAGACCUCCACGUACACCAGCUGUGCCAUCCCAGAGCGUGACGGUGGGAAAGCUGCAAAGGAGGAUGCAAGCAAUGCUGAGGACUCUUUCUCCAAGAGCUACCCAUCCAUUUAUGGCAAGGGAGGCUUUUCAACUGACACUCUGAGCCCAAUGGAACUGAGACCUGCGACAGAUUGUGAGCCUGGAGUGGCAGAGACCGAUGAGAGAACAGCUUCUGAAAGUGAGAGAGAAGUGGACAGGUGUAACUUAAAUGACUCUUCAGCUAUCUUCACAAUGGACGAAGAAUCGACCAGUCAGGACUGUGAACCCUUCUUUGAAUCUGAUUUGGAUGGUGAGAGCACAGAUGAUGGCAGUUUGAGUGAAGAACUUCCUGCCCGUCCACAAACGCAUUCUCAAACAAAGUGUCAUCAGUAUGCCAAGUCCUUGCCUGUGUCGGUCCCCAUCUGGGGAUUCAAGGAUCUGAAACCAAAGAAGCUUCCUGAUGGGGACAAUGAUGAACGGUUGCCUUCACCAGACUUGGACAAGAUCGCUGCCAGCAUGAAAGCCUUGGCUAUGAGUGUGACAGAUGGCACUGAGAUGUUUGGCGACCUGCCAAGGCCCCGACUCAACACCGGCGACUUUCAGAAGCCUUAUCGGAAGUAUUAAAAGCACUUUUCAGUCCCUGUCCCCCUACCUACCCACCCUGUCUGCCCCACUACCCCAAAAUCCCAAAAUACCCCUUCCUCCCUUGCCUCUAUCACCCAACACUACAGAGAUGCUUCUCACAAGGGAAGAGCUUAUUGCCCAGAAACUCUUGGCAAUCCAGGCACUACAUGUAGCAUUUAAGGUUGUGUAUGACAAAAGACUGGGUCAUGAGUUGAUUCCGUAACUUUUCGCGCUGAAGGAAAAGUAUAAACUUUAUAGUAUAUUUUUCUGGUUAAAGCAUUGUGUGAAGCAGAGUGCUAGAAUCUGCCUUUUGAUGUCCUAACUUGUCCUUGUAUGUCUUUUCGCCUUUUCAAUAUGCACUCAUUGUUUUUAAACAGCCUGACUGGGUCUCCUCACUGUAUGUGAGCAAGAAUCUGACAGCUGGGGAGGUUGGAGCUCCAACUUAAGGGAAUUUAUUUUAGAUCUUGGUCUUUCAUCUUUUGAGGCCAGAAUUUUAACCUUUGUCCAUUACCAUGCUGAAGGGAGGGGUGAAAUCUACUUGGAAUAUCAAGCACCCAUCAUAAAAACCCUCCUCCCCCUGUCAUUUGCCCCUCCAUGCUAUACUGACAAAUGUGUAGCCAGCAAUUUGAGUUGGUUCAGGUAGGAACAGGGUCCUUCAGACUGACUUUUUAUUCAUGCAUGCCACUUUCACUGCCAACUGAGAGUAAAACCCACUCUGUUUCAAAGUGUUGAAACCACAUUUUAAGGAUCUGGUCAUUUCCAGAAGAAAUUACUAAAUUUGGAACCUUAUCUAAUUGAUUCUUUUAAGUUUGGUCUUUUAAACAGCAUGUUCCCCAAGAGCUCUUAAAACCCAAGCAACUUCUGCAAUGACUUUUAUUUUGCUAUGACAGUGAGGCAGACCUGUUUGCUGCUUAAUCUGGGGUAAAUAAACAUGUUCCUUGUGUCCAGGUUUCUGAAUGUACUUUCCAUUAUAUCUCUUGUUUCUUGCUUCUUUAUCUGGAAUCUGUCAAUGGUACCUACUUCAGUUGAAGAACUGCAGUUGUUAAGUGGGGACAUCCACUGGCCUUGUUCUCCCAUGUACCUUGGAGGCUGUCAUGUUGAUUCUGUGCCACAUUGUGGUGAAUACAUAUGGUUAUCCAUCUCCUCCGGAGCCAUGGCUCACAGAGGUGUCUUGGGUAAUGUGGGACACUUCUUCAUUCUGCCCAGGCGUCUGCAGUAUAGUCCCAUGAACCCAAAAGUGGUUUCAAUCGUUGGGAUUAUACACUUGGAAUUGAGGAGCCUACAGCAUUAGAUGUGUGUUGCACAUUCUUAGCCUGAGUUAAAUAGGAUAUUUUAUGGCCUUUAACCAUUGACUUUAUUUUGUAUGGUGAUGCUUGCACCUCAGAUGCUUGCACAAUGGUACUUGUCAGAAAACUAGCUUGCUUGUCAAUGCCAACAGAGUAUGGCUGGGAAUUGUUAAUCUCCGCAUGAGGGGCUUGUUCCAGCUUGCUUAAGAUGCUCUCAUUGCACAAGUUGCCAUAGGAACUGAAUGCUGUCCGUUCAUGUUUUAAAACCCCCUUGCCGCCUCUCACAUAACCCCAGAUGCCUCCAGCAAUCAUUGCAGCCUAGGCUUUGUUUUUUUUAAAAUAAAUUUGCUGGUUCUAGACGAAAUGUUUUGCAAUGCAAAUUUCUGAAUUGAUUUCCCUUUCUGUUUGCUGAGUUUGGCUGACCCCACACAGUGUGCUGUAGCCACCUGUCUAUAAAUCUAAAUGGUUUGUUUGAUGCCUUUAGUGGUUUAGAAGCUGCUGUGUGGGUUUUUCCCUUUUGCUUGGUUCAUUUAAGACUUGCUGCAAUGCUUCUUUGUGCUGGCUCACAUCAGUGAAACUUGCAAAAGAUUGACUUGGCUUCACACCUCCUUCCCCCCCCCCCCCCCCCACCCAAAGCCUGUCACUACCUCUGUCUUUUACAAAACCUGCCUUGUUUUCAUUUAGUUGGUUUCUAGACUGAGAGGCUAGAAAUGCCUUGGCUGCCAGAUUGAAGCAUUUGGUGAUGGAAGAAUAGCAAAUCUGAUUCCCUCUUGUUAAAUAGUUGUAACAGAAUGCAUUGGGCAUUGUCAAUGUCUCCAACACUUCCCACUGAUGGAGGUGUAUGCUUUGUCCUCUUUAUAUGGUUUGCAACUAAAGAAUGAAGAAGCACCAACAAAUUUCUCUCUAAAAGGUCAGUGUUUUACAGUCCCAGCCAGUCAGUGAGACUCUUCUUGCUCUUUUAUUUAAUCAAUGGAUCCAACAAUCUUCAUCUCCCUGACCAUCUGAUCGACAUUUUCCAUAGACUGGCCAGCCAGAGUGAUGUGCACAAUGAUUUCUGAAUUUGAAUGGAGUUCUUGUCGCACAUGAAUACACUAUUCAUUUGUCUGGCAAUGACUUUCUAUGGCUGUCCCUGAAUUUCAGUUUGGGUCCCAGCUCCCACAUUGAGAGGGCAUCCACAAACUCAAUUCCAGUAAUUUUUGUUUAGCUGUAUCCAUUCACCCCUUGCUGCUUUCUCUACUCUCUCUACAGCCUCUUGCCUGGGUGAUGGGCAGCAGGGGUGGGGGGGGGUGGGGUUGGGCGGGGGGAGGUGAGGAGUUGUCAUGGAUGUGGCAAGUGUGACACUGUUAUGAUUUUCCUUGCAGUUCAUGUCCAGGAUAUUUGUGCCUCGGUGGUCAAUGUUUUAAUCCUCAAAUGGAAGUGUUUAAACUGUGACUGAUGGAUCUCUGCCAUGCCUUAGGGGCCCUGAUUGGGAAGAGUGUUUCUGAAAGACUUUGCCCCCUUCCACAAACAUUGCCAUCCCAUACUGGGGCAGAGAUGGGAAAGAGAUUGUUGGCCUGAUUCAGUUGGUACACCGUAAUACUACCCAACUUGCUGUCACCCAGACACAUUCCAGUGAUGUCACUAAGUGAUGCCUUGGUACUGUUGAUUGGGCUGGGGUAAACACUGCAUUGAUUGGUCCAUGUGACACUUGGCAGUCAUGCAACUUGAACCUAGCUUUACAAUUGAAGUCUGGCUUCUUGCAAAAGUUGAUGCAAGAUUAUAUUGCACAAGACCUAUCUCGCUCUCACUGGCAUUUUUGCCUGUGGUAGCCUUCCAAUACACUCUGUGGCUGGAGUCUAUCCAUGAUUCCUGUCACAUCAACCCAUGCCUGUGGUUGGCUCCACCCAGCUGUGGAAUGGGAUAGGGGCAAGUUGUGGAAUUUGUUAAGGUGGGAACUGUUUAAGUGAAGUAGGGUCUGUAUGGUGGCUUGUGCGGAAGGGAAGGGAACCAGUGUGGGACUGGAACAGGUGGACUUGCUCCACGGUUGAUGUGACUGCUUUGAAACCCAGUUUCUGUUUAAAGGCUGCGUAAAAUACUCUGGCAAAAUUCUGUUUUGGGCAAAUUUUUAUUUAAUGUUUUAAAAGAAAAAAAAUGCCUGAAUGCUGAUUUUUUUUAAUUGACUGUAAUUUUAAGCACCUGGAAGGAGAAACCCUUUCCCACUCCAUAUUUUCUCUUUUUUUUGCAUGAGGUGGGGAAAGAUUUGGGCAGACAUCUGAAGACACCAUCUUGUGUAAGGAGCUCACUGUGCGCAAUCCAUGCUUGCUGAUUCGAAUAGCAAUGUACUUAAAAACAUAGGGCUCCAGUGUUCAAAACCCCAUCAAAAUCAAAUUUAACAAUUCUCUCUCUUAUUUGCCCCCCUUCUUAUUUCUGCAGUGCUAACUCCAGCUGACCAGUCUACCAUUUGAGAGCAGUAGUGAAGAAAUCCUCUCACCUUGCCCUCGUAGAGGUGGGUGGGCAGAAAAUAAGUUGUAAAAGUGCAGAAUGUAUUACUUCUAUUCUAUGCCCCCCCCUCCCAAAAACCAAAUGGAGCUGUGGGUUAUCUUGGGUCUAGAGUUAAGGCAGUGAUUAACAAGGUUCUCUUAAGAGAAUCCAGCCUCCUCUGCCAAUUACUAGCCCUAGUAACUGGCAAAGAAGACUGGGUUCUCUUAAAGUACUUCAGCUUUGUCCUUAAACCCUGGUCAACACCUGAUUAUUAGCAAGUUUCAUACUGGCUGGGCUUAUUGACCAGUCUCUCAUCUCUUACUGUAUUUGAAUAUUUCUUUGGUAUUUUCAGCUGACCAAUCACCUUUUUUGCUUCAAAUUUCUGUUGUGUUUUUAAAGAAAUUGGUGUAAGCAAGGAUGGUAUUCAAUUCUUUAUUCAACUGCCUCCACUGAGUCAUUUUGAAGGACUUCUGUUUAGUAAUACGAUACUAAACCCUAUUUGGGAUUGCUACUAUUUCCAAAGCUUGCUUGAUGUUGAUUGGGCUCUUUUUUUUGUGGACAUGCUGUCCCUAUCUCUAUAGCUGGAGUGCUGUUCAGAAGGACUUCCCCUUUUAAAAAGGAAAACUGGACAUUAAACCAACUUGAGACUGAACGAUGCUGCAGUUUCCGCUGCUGAGCGAGAGUGCUGCCAUGCGGUACAUUCACAGUAGAACUCUGCAUCUUCAGAGGUCUCCAAGUAAACUUGUUGCUUUUGGAGAUGUUUAAUUAACUAACUAGACAAUUGCUGCUGGAAAUGUGAACAGAAGAUGGUGAGAAACUGACAAAAGAAUAUGGCUAAUUUUUUUAAAAAGAAUAAAGUCAAGUGAUUAUUACA
Molecule: messenger RNA, 5714 nt
Organism: Pristis pectinata (smalltooth sawfish)
Lineage: Eukaryota; Metazoa; Chordata; Chondrichthyes; Rhinopristiformes; Pristidae
Gene: akt1s1
Product: AKT1 substrate 1 (proline-rich)
Exons: 5
Coding region: 240-1094 (284 amino acids)
Biological process (GO): neurotrophin TRK receptor signaling pathway; negative regulation of protein kinase activity; negative regulation of TOR signaling
Cellular component (GO): cytoplasm
Source: RefSeq, a predicted model, not a curated record